This is a messenger RNA of Cucurbitaria berberidis CBS 394.84, 1810 nucleotides long. RefSeq names its product MFS general substrate transporter. NCBI's taxonomy places the organism in Eukaryota, Fungi, Ascomycota, Dothideomycetes, Pleosporales, Cucurbitariaceae. The transcript is spliced from 3 exons. The annotation marks the transcript as partial. The record is from RefSeq and is a predicted model, not a curated record. Gene Ontology annotation, molecular function: transmembrane transporter activity. Gene Ontology annotation, biological process: transmembrane transport.
CUCAAAUUACCUACAUAAGGAGAGCCUUGUCAUGCGAUGUAGCUCAUACAAGCCUCCAGCAGGAUUUCUUCCCUAAACCCAACACGCAAUGCCAUCAAAACCUUUCGAGCUACCGUCGGUGGGUAAGGAGGAGAAACGAGACUCUGCCUCUGUCUCUACUAUGCACGAAUCUCACUCGGAGUCGUACGAAAACAACAGAGAUGCAUCUGUCGACAACCGUCCCUUGACGACACCAACCUCGAAAAACGACCCCGACCCCGCCGAAGCGCAGUAUAACCCAGGCUCCCCCGCUUUCUGGCUUGUAAUCGCUUCCGCGUACCUAUCUUUUUUCCUUGUCGCACUAGACAGGUCGAUUAUUGCGACUGCUAUUCCUGCUAUCACGAACACCUUCAACUCGAUCGAAGACAUCGGCUGGUAUGGCAGCGCGUACAUGCUCACUUGCGCGAUCUUCAAUCCGCUCUUCGGCAAGGUUUAUCAGUUAUAUGAUACUAAGCGGACAUUUCUUGUAUCAAUCGUAAUUUUUGAAGUCGGAAGUGCACUGUGUGGUGCGGCACCGAGUAGUCCUGCGCUCAUCAUCGGACGCGCCAUUGCUGGAAUCGGAGCAGCGGGCAUUGGAUGUGGAGCCAUCAUGAUCACAGUUUUUCUGGUUCCUCUUCGCAAAAGGCCAAUAUACACCUCAUUUUUCGGCCUUGCGUUUGGCGUGUCAUCGGUGUUGGGCCCUCUAAUCGGUGGCUCGUUCACGGACUCCCCACACUUGACAUGGCGAUGGUGUUUCUACAUCAACUUACCAAUCGGAGCGUUUGCAUUGGUCUGCGCUCUUGUCUUAUUGCAUCUUCCCGCAGCGCGAAAGGAAAAGAUGCCCAUCAUCGCCCAAAUCAAAAGCCUGGACCCUCUCGGCCUCCUUUUCUUCAUCCCGUCCAUGGUUUGCCUAAUCCUUGCCCUUCAGUGGGGAGGUACAACAUAUCCGUGGUCUGCACCAAAGGUCAUCGGCCUACUCGUCACCUUUGCUGUUACAUUCCUCGCGUUCUUAGCCGUGGAAUGGAAAAUGCCAGACACCGCUCUGGCUCCCCCACGUAUCGUGCUCAAUCGGUCGGUCGGUGGCUCUAUGAUCUUCGUCUUCUUUUUAGGCGGCGGGAUGAUGAGUGCUGUGUAUUACCUCUCAAUAUGGUUCCAAGCUGCACAAGGUCAAUCUGCCAUGGAGGCUGGUAUUCGAACCAUACCGAUGGUCUUGUCACUCGUUCUCUUUGGCAUUCUGAACGCUGUUUUUACGCAAAAGAUCGGCUAUUACGUCCCUGCGAUGCUUGCUUCACCCGUCAUUGCCUCAGUAGCAGCUGGAUUGCUAUCAACGCUCACACCAGGUGUUGGUAGUGCAAAGUGGAUCGGGUAUCAGAUCCUCUAUGGCGUGGGAUUAGGUUUUGGCGCUCAAACUGCCAACCUCGCGGUUCAGACCGUCCUAGUACGCAAAGACGUUGCGAUCGGUACUGCGAUGAUGUUCUUUAUGCAGCAGCUCGGCGGCUCUGUCUUCCUUGCUGUUGGGCAGAAUAUAUUUUCAAGACAGCUGGUAAAGGAGCUGUCCGGCAUAGCUGAGCUGGAUACCAAGGCUAUUGUCAACACUGGAGUAACAGAUCUUCGAAAAGUGGUGCCAGCAAACGAGAUCGAUACAGUCAUCAACGCGUACAGUUAUUCGUUAACCCGCGUAUUCAUUUUGUCUGCGGCAGUAGGUGCUACGAUGAUUCUUGGUUCGUUGAUGCUGGAGUGGAGGAGUAUUAAGAAAGGUGAGGCUCCGAAAGCCAGUGAGGCUGAUGUGGAG